Messenger RNA from Callorhinchus milii (elephant shark), 6094 nucleotides. Its product is annotated as membrane-associated phosphatidylinositol transfer protein 2. NCBI's taxonomy places the organism in Eukaryota, Metazoa, Chordata, Chondrichthyes, Chimaeriformes, Callorhinchidae. The record is from RefSeq and is a predicted model, not a curated record. Gene Ontology annotation, molecular function: phosphatidylcholine intramembrane carrier activity; phosphatidylinositol binding; metal ion binding. The transcript has 28 exons. Gene Ontology annotation, cellular component: cytoplasm. Bases 352 to 4518 code for a protein of 1388 amino acids. Gene Ontology annotation, biological process: phospholipid transport.
GGUGGGGGUGGGGGUGUGGGGCAGGUGGAGAAGAGCCCACAGAGGGGCCCCCGGAGCCGCGCUGAGAGUCGAGCUGCGGAAAGCCACGUCCGUACGCACGAGGGAGGAGGGACGUGACAUCAGCCGUUGCUGAAGCCUCUCUGACUUCCUCCUUGUGUCCUGGAAGCCAGGCAGCUCUACACGCUGGUAAACUGCAGCUCCAUCGUCUCUGUCUGUGCUCUUUCCUGUCAGGGCGGUUGGGCAUGAUGGCUUACCAUCAAGAAAGGUGGGCUCGCCAGCGCUGAUCGUGCCGCUGACCUGACACUUAAGUUAUUGUUCUGCUAAAGCACCGUGAAGAGGCUAUCUGUCAAGAUGCUGAUCAAGGAAUACCACAUCCCCCUGCCCAUGAGCGUGGAGGAAUAUCGCAUCGCACAGCUCUACAUGAUCCAGAAAAAGAGCCGCGAGGAGACGUGCGGGGAGGGGAGUGGGGUGGAAAUCCUUGAGAACCGGCCCUACGUGGACGGACCGGGGGGCUCCGGGCAGUACACCAAAAAAGUCUACCACAUCGGCAUGCACAUCCCCAGCUGGUUCCGCUCCAUCCUGCCAAAGGCCGCCCUACGCGUGGAAGAGGAAUCCUGGAACGCCUACCCAUACACCAGGACAAGAUACACCUGCCCUUUCGUGGAGAAAUUCUCUAUUGACAUUGAAACAUAUUAUAAGCCUGAUCCAGGAGAUCAUGUCAAUGUAUUUAAUCUCUCGGCCACUGAGAAAAGGCAGCGAAUCGUGGAUCCUAUAGAUAUCGUCAGAGACCCGAUCCCUCCAAACGAAUACAAGACCGAGGAGGAUCCGAAGCUGUACAAGUCAACAAAGACGGGCCGGGGGCCCCUGUCUGAGAGCUGGGUGGACGAGUACAAGAACGUCCCCGAGAAGAUGCCCGUCAUGUGUGCCUACAAGCUGUGUAAGGUGGAGUUCCGCUACUGGGGUAUGCAGUCCAAGAUCGAGCGCUUCAUUCACGAUGUGGGGCUGAGGAAGGUGAUGCUGCGAGCUCACCGGCAGGCCUGGUGUUGGCAGGACGAGUGGUACGGAUUGACCAUGGAGGACAUCCGGCUGUUGGAGCGGGAGACGCAGGUGAUGCUGGCACAGAAGAUGGCACAGUUCAGCCUGAGCGAUGGGGAGGGGGAGGCCACGGCGGCGAGCUCGGCCUCCAGCGAGCAGGACCAGGACAACGGCAAACUCCCCAGCGGCCUGGAGGUGGAGAGCAGCCAGACCUCCCUACACGAAUACGGCGAGGCCAUCGGGGACCGGGUCCUCACCAAGCAGUGGUCUACCAGCUCCAGAUCCUCACGCUCGUCAAAGAGAGGAGCAAGUCCAUCACGCCACAAUAUAUCAGACUGGCGGAUGCAGAGCAUUGCCAGGGAUUCUGAGGACAGCUCAGAUGAGGAGUUCUUCGACGCACAAGAAGGUUUUUCAGACAGCGAGGAGAAUUACCCCAAGGAAAUCGCAAAGUGGAAUUCAAACGAGCUGAUCAAUAAGAUCGAAGACUCUGGCGAGGCCGAGGAGGGAACCAGUGACUUCUACCAAGAACCAUUAACAGAUAAUGAUCCUUCUUCUGUGGAACCUAGUCGUAUCCAGAUCCACAGCCCUGUAAACGGUAAAGUCACACCCUGUAUCCCAGAGGUCAGAGUCACACGGGUGGCAGCACAUCUUAAUGAACACAAGACAUCUCAAUUGUCCUUGCUUGUAAAAUGCUUACAAUGUUGUGACUUUCAACAACAUGAGAAUUUGGUAAGGCACCUUUUCAGUUCUUUUGACGGGGUGACGGAGCUCAGCGUACAGCCGUGCCCGAUCCAUGUGUUAGUGCUGGUGCUUCACGCAGGCAACAUCCUGGACACGGGCACUGGGGAGCCCAGCUCCAAGCAGGCGGACGUCAACACCAUAACCUCAGUCUUCGAGACGGUGAUGAGAGUCCAUUUCCCCGCGGCACUGGGACACCUGGCGGUCAGGCUGGUCUCCUGCCCGGCCAUCUGCUCCGAGGCCUUCUCCCUCAUAUCCAACCUCAGCCCCUACAGCUACGAUGAGGGCUGUUUGUCUAACAGUCAGGACCACAUUGCUCUGGCCGCCCUGCCGCUGCUCGCCACCUCGUCGCCCCUCUACCAGGAGGCCAUCACCACCGUCAUUCUCCGAGCCAAUCAGGUGUACGGCGACUUCAUCAGGUCUCAGCACGGUGUGGCCUUCUGUGGGCAGAUCUGUUUGGUCGGAGACUGUGUCGGAGGAAUCCUGGCCUUUGACGCCCUGUGCUUAAGCAAUCAGACCGUCUCUGAAAGCCAGAACAGCAGCCGGAGAGGCAGCGUGGUGAGCGGGCAGGACAACGAGCUGCUGUCUCCGGGAAUCACCAUCAACGCCGGCUCUAACCUGGAGAGCAGCCGGCAUCUCAGCCGCAGUAACAUCGACAUUCCCCGGAGCGGCGCUGACAACGCCAGGAAGCAGCUGCCGCGGAAACGCAGCGACUCCUCCACGUACGAGCUGGACACCAUCAAACAGCACCAGGCUUUCCUGUCCAGUUUACACUCCAGCGUGCUGAGAAAUGAUCCCGGCUCGCGGCGCUCCAGCAGUUCCACCAUGCUGGAGGCCAUGGCCCCGGGAAGGUUCGACUUCGAGGUGACGGAUUUCUUCCUGUUCGGAUCGCCGCUGGGGCUGGUGCUGGCGCUCCGGAAAACCGUCAUCCCCAGCCUGGACGUGUCCCAGGUGAGGCCAGCCUGUCAGCAGGUUUACAACCUGUUCCACCCCGCCGACCCCUCGGCCUCACGCCUGGAGCCGCUGCUGGAGAAGAAGUUCCACCUCCUGCCGCCCAUCACUGUACCUCGCUACCAACGCUUCCCGCUCGGCGACGGCACCUCCGCCCUGCUGGUUGAGACAAUCCAGAGCAAUCCCAUCCUCAUCCUGGAGAGCUCUCUUGUUGCUCUCCAACGCCAGGAGAGCGUAAUGGAGACUAGCAUCCCUGUUCCCGUGCUUAACUGGCAAGAAGGCUUCAGUAGACCGGCAGCCGUGACAGAGUCAGACACUGUUCAGUCUCACGCCAGCUUCUUCCUGGAGAGCUCGUCGCCAUCCUCGCCGCUCGCCGCCCCGGCUUUCAGGGGCUUCCGCAGAGCCAGCGAGGUCAGCAUCGCCAGCCAGGUGUCAGGGAUGGCAGACAGUUACACCACCUCCAACAUCGCCAACAUUGCAGCCCGGUGGUGGGGGACCAAACGCAUGGACUACGCCCUGUACUGCCCUGACGCCCUGAUGGCGUUCCCCACCAUCGCCCUGCCUCACCUCUUCCACGCCAGCUAUUGGGAGUCCACUGACGUCGUCUCCUUCCUGCUGCGACAGGUGAUGAGACAUGAAAAUGCUAGUGUGCUGGAGCUGGAUGGCAAAGAAGUUUCUGUGUUCAGCCCGACCAAACCCCGGGAGAAGUGGCUACGCAAGAGGACGCACGUGAAAAUCAGGAACGUAACAGCGAACCACAGGGUAAACGAUGUGAUCGUGUCGGACGAGGGCCCACAGGCGCUGAGCGGCAGGUUCAUGUACGGCCCCCUGGACAUGGUGACGCUGACCGGGGAGAAGGUGGACGUGCACAUUAUGACACAGCCGCCCUCAGGAGAGUGGAUUUAUUUUGACACCGAGAUCACCAACAACAGCGGCAGGAUUGUCUACGUGAUUCCGGAGAGUCAGAAGCUGGGGAUCGGCAUGUACCCUGUGAAGCUGGUGGUCAGGGGUGAUCACACGUCUGCGGACAGCUACAUUACUGUGCUGCCCAAGGCGACUGAGUGCGUGGUGUUCAGCAUCGACGGCUCAUUCGCCGCCAGCGUCUCCAUCAUGGGCAGCGAUCCCAAGGUCCGAGCCGGAGCUGUGGAUGUCGUGAGGCACUGGCAGGACCUGGGCUAUUUUAUUAUCUACGUGACAGGCCGGCCCGACAUGCAGAAGCAGAAGGUGGUGGCCUGGCUCGCUCAGCACAACUUCCCGCACGGCAUCGUGUCCUUCUGUGACGGGCUGGUACACGACCCACUCCGACACAAAGCCAGCUUCCUCCGCAGCCUGGUGCACGAGGUGUUCAUGAAGAUCCACGCAGCUUACGGGUCGACCAAGGACAUCUCGGUUUACACCACCCUGGGCUUGUCACCAUCACAAAUCUUCAUCGUUGGACGUGCGACCAAAAAGUACCAAUAUCAGUGCCAGUUCCUGACAGAGGGAUACGCCGCUCACCUCUCCCAGCUGGAGUAUAACCACCGUUCCCUCCCGGCCAAGGGCAACAGCAGGAUGGUGCUGCGGAAGGGCAGCUUCGGGCUGCCGGCUCAGCCUGACUUCCUGAGGAAGAGAAACCACCUGUUCCGCACCAUCUCCAGCCAGCCGGGGGCGGCCACGGCUCCCCGUCCCGAACGGACACUCAGCCAGUCAGAGAGCGAGCGGGAGCGGGAGAAGGAUCGCAGCGGGAGGAGCAUGAGCAUCGCCGCGGGCUGCUGGGGGCGGGCCAGCGCUUCUAAGCUGGAGUCUGGCGUCUAGCCCCAGAGAAGGGGGAGUUACUACAACAACUACAACAACGACGACAGAUUAUAUUUGUAUAGCGCCUUUCGCACGGGGAGGACGUUACAGACCUGGGGAGAGGAGCGCUGAGGGUCACGGUCAAUACCGCCAACGAGAAAUCUGCUCACAAAGAGUGAGGUUUGGAACCGAGCACUGAGGGCGAAUGGUGCUAAAGAGAUUCAGGAGACAUGAAUGAACUCAAUUGUGUGCUCUGCGUUAACUGCAGGCCUUAACAGCGCAGUGUUACAUUGCCUGAAACACUAGCUCAAUCAUUAACCUUAAACCUAGUUACAGAGACUUAGCGCAGAUUUUCCAAACUCGGCAUCUUCUCUAUAUUCAGGUUUGGCCGACGACAGUGUAAAUACGUGCCUCCUCUCUCCACACACACACACACACACGGGACCUUUUAACUCACUGGGUUCCUGCACAUUUCUCUCCCCCACCCAAGUUCCUCUUGAAAUUCAGUCGCCUACAAUUUGCUGUUACUUUUCCUGCUGUUUCACAUCCUGCCGUCGUGACUCGCGACUGUGAAAAACCUCAGUUGUUGUUUUUGUUUUAUUGCACUGAUUAACUUUAGAUUGUUUAGAUUCGGAGCCUGUUACAGCCUGGCGUGGCUUGGUCCGGCCCAGCCCGGCUGAGCGUAAGCGUGUCGAGAGCGAUCCUCUGGUUGUUAAAGAUUGUAAGCGAGUCCAAACGGGAACUGAUCACAGUUAGUGGAUCCCUGGCAGAGCAGGUCAGUACCGUCCAUAUUAAACGACCGGCCACACUCAGCUGCGAGUAAGAAAACAAUAAUAUUGAGAGAGAGAGAGAGAGAGAGAAAGAGACAGACAGCAUCCAUUCUCCUUCAUGGAAACUCCAGGUUUAUUACAUUUCCCAGGAAGGUUAGCUGAGCUGCUUUUCAGCAAAGAGUUUUGGUUUUAAAGAGACAAAUCUCUUGUCUCUUAUUUUAAGGACAGCUGCAAUCAGGGAGGUAAGGGUUUUGUGGGAUUUUUAAGCCAAAACAAUUGAGACACCCUAAUGUACCUAACCAUCAGACUGGAGUUUGGAGAAUGUAGUUUCAAGUAAGAGAAUGAGACUAGAGACAAACAGACAGACACAGACAGUAACUUGUGGGUGUGAGAAGGUAAGAGUGAGCCACAGCAGCUACAAUCACACGUGGUGUGUCUGACUUGGGAGCUUCAGUACAAUUUUACUGAAAAUGUCAGAAGCAGAAAUAAUUUGUCCGUUGAACAAAUCUGGAAGGAUUAUAUAUUAAGCACAUCAGUCGGCACAUUAACUGUUUACUGCAGGAACUUUUCCUGUUUCCCCCCUGCAGUUAAUAAAUGGAGUUAUUAUCCGUCAGUGUCUGAAAGCUCACUGCCUGGGCUCCUCCAUGGUGACUGGUGUCUGUAGGGAAACUGCUCCCUGGCUCUCUGAAUGGUCGCUGUCUCUCGCUCUCACCGCCAACAGUGCAAAUAAAGCUCGGAAAUAUAUUUUUCCACGUUAUUUUAUAUAUGAUGCAUAAAGUCACUGAGGAGCUUUUUUUAUAUAUAACAGUCUAGAUAUGUAUAUAUAU